Molecule: messenger RNA, 561 nt
Organism: Amborella trichopoda
Lineage: Eukaryota; Viridiplantae; Streptophyta; Magnoliopsida; Amborellales; Amborellaceae
Source: RefSeq, a predicted model, not a curated record
AUGCAGUGCGAGUACAAUCUUUACACAAUGCUCUCAUCAAGUUCCCAAAUGGAGUACACCCAGACUAAUGGAUCUUCACCCACUACUAACGGGGUCCAAACCGCCGCAUCACUGUCAAUUUGGCAGCAAUCAAACCCCUCAAACAAUCUCAUGUUGCCUUUCGAACAAGGGUCUUAUGGGGCUGGUAUUGGUGGUAGCCAUAGCCAUGGUGGUGGAGUGGACAUUUCUAAUGUGAUCUACUUCAACAAUGUUAAUGGGAAUGGUGUGCUGGGGAAUGUGGUCCGCAAUGGUGGCCAAGUUCCUCGGAGGCGCAGGAAUGUAAUGGAGGCCCUUGAGGAGUUGGAAGAGAGGAAGCGACAGAGAAAGAUAAAGAAUCGUGAAUCAGCUGCUCGUUCGAGAGCAAGAAAGCAGGCCUAUACCUGUCAGCUGGAUAUUUCUGUUGCAGAACUGAAGGAGGAGAAUGCUCGACUUAAAAACGAACUGUUAUUUACAGAGCUCCUUGCGGAAACACAAGUGCAGCCCCGAAAACCCUUGAAGAGGAGUGCCUCGGCUAAAUUCUGA